Brassica oleracea var. oleracea is the source of this 788-nucleotide messenger RNA. Its product is annotated as major oleosin NAP-II-like. NCBI's taxonomy places the organism in Eukaryota, Viridiplantae, Streptophyta, Magnoliopsida, Brassicales, Brassicaceae. Bases 136 to 558 code for a protein of 140 amino acids. Gene Ontology annotation, cellular component: membrane; monolayer-surrounded lipid storage body. Gene Ontology annotation, biological process: lipid storage. The transcript has a single exon. The record is from RefSeq and is a predicted model, not a curated record.
UAACAAGCCAGUGAAAAAAACGAGACCGAAACUCCACGUGUUUGCAGGCAUGGGCCUUUGCAUCCGGAACUUGUCUCCAUUUGUUUCACCCUUUCCUCUCCCUCUUUCACCACACACAUCUCUCUCCUCUCCGAUAUGGCUGACCGAACAAGCCCUAGCCACAUCCAACAAAGACUCUACGGCUCAACCAUCGCCCCUCCUCACGGUAACAACAUUAACCAUCCAAUCGCAUCUUUCCUCCGUCAGCUACAAUCACAAUCUCCUGAGCACUCCCGCCAGCGCUUCGGCCUCCUUGCAUUCUUUAUCUCCUGUGGAAUCCUCCUCUUACUCACCGGAAUUACUUUGACAGCUUUCGUCCUUGGAUUCAUCGCUUUCCUUCCAAUCAUUAUCAUCUCAAGCCCUAUAUGGAUCCCUCUCUUCCUCCUUGUUACAGGAUUCUUGUCUGUUGCCGGAUUCCUAUUCAGUACGGCGGCUGUUAUGUCGUGGAUGUACCGGUAUUUUAAAGGCAUGCACCCGGUGGGGUCGGAACAAGUGGAUUAUGCUCGGAGUCGGAUCUAGGACACGGCGGCUCAUGUUAAAGAUUAUGCUGGUGGGUACUUCCAUGGUAAGCUGAAAGAUGCAGCACCUGGUGCAUGAAUAGCUUUACCGGUUACGGUUUGGUUCCAUGUAGAAAUUAAUCUUUUAUGUUUUCAGCUAUGUUGUUUUUGUUUUGUCUCUUUUGGUAUGGACAUCAAUGAUGUAUAAUGAGAUCGAUAUAAACUCUGAAAUGUCUUUGAAAUUAACAGUUA